Molecule: messenger RNA, 1588 nt
Organism: Spizellomyces punctatus DAOM BR117
Lineage: Eukaryota; Fungi; Chytridiomycota; Chytridiomycetes; Spizellomycetales; Spizellomycetaceae
Exons: 7
Coding region: 180-1433 (417 amino acids)
Cellular component (GO): plasma membrane; endoplasmic reticulum; Golgi apparatus
Source: RefSeq, a predicted model, not a curated record
GCUUUGGCUCAGCCCUUGUUUAGGUUGCAGCAUCGACUAUUGUGUCCUAUAGCUUGGUGAUUUGGCUAUUUAUCCGCCAGCAGCUUCAACUCGCAAUUCGUCAAGAGGCCAGAACGUGAGGUCAUUAGACGAUCGCCACAUUUUCUCUUCCUUUGCGUUACUGGAGAUUCCUGUGACACAUGUCGGACGACCGUCCAAAGAGCAAGAGGCCAGCAAACACUGCUUUUAAGCAGCAGCGGCUGAAAGCAUGGCAGCCCAUACUGACGCCAAAGACGGUACUUCCUGCGUUCUUUAUUGUUGGUCUAAUUUUCGUGCCUCUCGGUAUCGGUCUCUAUAUUGCGUCAGAAAAGGUUAACGAAGUCAUGUUCGAUUACACGGAAUGCAAGGCACAAACUCCCUCCGCAACAUUCAGCCGUACCCCUGGCCGUGCGCCCAUUGAAGAGUGGAGAUGGGAUGGACAAACUUGCUUUAUCCACUUCCGAAUCAGCGAAAUUCUGGUUCCACCUGUCUUUCUAUAUUAUCGAUUGACCAACUUUUAUCAGAACCAUCGACGCUAUGUGAAGUCCUUUGAUGCGAAUCAGUUGAAGGGGGAUCAGAUCGGCGUGCAGAAUCUCGAUAAACAGCUGACGAACUGCGACCCCCUCCGAGAAGCUGCCAAAGUAUACGCUGCUAAUCUGACCGUUAUUGUCAACGGUGGACCACAGGAGAUAAAGAAAGAUGCGCAGGUGUAUCCCUGUGGGCUCAUUGCGAAUUCCAUGUUUUCUGACGAAAUAUCAACAAAUCUCUCCUGUAUCAAAUCGGAUUUUACUGGGUUUCCGGACGGGCAAACAUGCGCCAACGUGAAGUACGCAUUCAGUGAAAGCGGAAUCGCGUGGCCUAGCGAUAAAGAAAAGUACGGUGUAACACAAUGGAAGGACAGGGCCGAUGAUGUCACCAUAGCGACAACGCUGGUUCCGCCUCCAUUGUGGCGGGAGGCCUUUCCCCAGUGGAAGGACGGAUAUAACUUUUCCAACCUCCCGAAUCUGCACGAGUGGGAGCGUUUUCAAGUUUGGAUGCGAACGGCUGCGCUGCCCACCUUCCGUAAACUAUACGCAAGGACCACAGGCGGUGGCAGUGCCCUUCCACCAGGUCUAUGGGAAAUUUCUAUUCGGGAUACUUUCGAUGUUGCAAAAUUCAGCGGCACAAAAUCUAUUGUCAUUUCAACCGUGUCCAUUCUGGGCGGAAAGAACCCAUUCCUUGGAGCAGCAUACAUGGCUGUUGGAGUCAUUUGCUGGGUGCUGGGCAUCGUUUUCCUGAUUCGCCACAUGAUCAAGCCCAGGAAACUCGGUGACCACACGUACCUCUCAUGGAAUCAGCCUCAACAAAAUCAGGCUAGGGCACCAGGCGUCCCAGAAGUGGGAGGAGAACGCUCAUCCUUGAUUGGUGGACGAUGAACAUCCAAGUGCGAGGGAUUUACUUCUUAGUGUACCAUAAAUUGCGUUGAUGUAUCGUGUUUCUGGGGGGAUCUCAUAGUAGAACGUCGUCAAUCUGGCCAAAAUAGGUUAUGCAUUAAAUACACAGCCACUGACGGUCUUGAUUGCGUGAGCCA